AUGACCUGUUUACGACCUCUUUUCUCAGCCGCGCAGGCGCUGCGUUGCACCUUCAUUGCCUCCAUUGAAUCACCAGCAACCCAAGCUACAAAACAGCUCCACGGGCUCCCUACACGACAAUUAAGAUAUUAUCAGUCUACUUCUGUUCUACGGUUCUCACAACGCCCGCAUUAUCCUCCUCCAGCUGCCGCUACUGCUGCACCUUCCCCUUCUCGAUCUUCCCCAGCGAAAGAUGAAAGCAUACCCAGUGGAAUAGUGGUGGUGGUCCAAGAGAAUGGACAGUUAGGGGAACCAAUGCCUCUCAAAUCCGCUCUAACUAUGUUUGAUCGGUCUCAAAACUACCUGAUUCAAGUUCGAGCGGAAUCAGAAGGUCAGCCUGCGAUAUGCAAGAUCGUGAAUAAGACAGAUUACGAUAAGAGUGUAAAAGAGAGGAGCCGAGCAUCCAAGACAAAACCGACAACCAAUCAAAUAAAGCAGAUAGAGCUAAACUGGGCAAUUGACCCUCAUGACCUCCAGCACCGCCUAAGUCAACUGGAGACCUUUUUGGGCAAGGGCAAGAGGGUAUCCUUGAUUUUAACGAAGAAGCGGCGGAAGAGAAGAGCCACUCCAGAUGAGGCACAACGACUUUUGGCUGCCAUCGAAGAUAAGCUAUUUGAAAUCGGAGUUACAGAGGUGAAGCCUAGGAGAGGCAAGAUCAUGGAGCAUAUGGAAUAUGUUCUGGACAAGAAGAAGACUUAG
Molecule: messenger RNA, 738 nt
Organism: Microsporum canis CBS 113480
Lineage: Eukaryota; Fungi; Ascomycota; Eurotiomycetes; Onygenales; Arthrodermataceae
Exons: 1
Coding region: 1-738 (245 amino acids)
Biological process (GO): mitochondrial translational initiation; ribosome disassembly
Cellular component (GO): mitochondrion
Molecular function (GO): ribosome binding; translation initiation factor activity
Source: RefSeq, a predicted model, not a curated record